Messenger RNA from Bolinopsis microptera, 9546 nucleotides. Its product is annotated as bromodomain adjacent to zinc finger domain protein 2B-like. NCBI's taxonomy places the organism in Eukaryota, Metazoa, Ctenophora, Tentaculata, Lobata, Bolinopsidae. The transcript is spliced from 33 exons. Gene Ontology annotation, cellular component: chromatin. The record is from RefSeq and is a predicted model, not a curated record. Gene Ontology annotation, molecular function: DNA binding; protein binding. Bases 31 to 9120 code for a protein of 3029 amino acids.
UGACUAAUUAUUGUAGAUACAGAUGACUUGAUGUCCUCCACCUACCCUCACAAUGGAAACAACUACAAUGAAUACAGUCACUUCGCAAAUCAGCAAGAGUGGAAUAGAGAAUCAGCAAUAAGCAAUGCCAUGAAAACGGCCCCGGCGCCUAGCAACGUGAAUAUAGAAAUGCAGAGAUAUUACGCCGGACAAAACUACCGUGAGGCGGCGGGUGCUGCUCCUGCUCCCGGACCAGGCUGGCCUGGGGCUGCCCCUUACGAGGCCAACCAUCCAGAUGGGUACAGCGACAAAGCGAGACGACAGUACCUGUCCCAGUACGCGGCUCAGUCCCAGCCAGCUUUCCCUUCUGACUCACCCUCACCCUCACCCUGGUCAGAACCUCCUCGACAUAGUCAGAUUUCCCACGAGCAGCUUCAGUUACAUCAGCAGCAACAGUUCCAGCAGCAGCAGCAACAACUCCAGCAGCAGCAUCAGCAGCAGCACCAACAGCAUUUGCAGCAGCAGCAAGCUGCACGGGCGCGACAAAAACACGCCUCUGCGGAGAAAACACGCGAACUGCAACAACACCAGCAAGAGCUCCUUCAUCAACAACAGUUGUACCACCAGCAGCAACUCCAACAACAGCAAGUGGCUGCAGCUGCUGCUGCUGCUGCUGCAGCCGCAGCUGCACAAGCGCAACACCCUCCCUACCCUGUUGAUUAUCGGUCUCAAGCUCAGCAAGCUCAGCAACAAGCGCAGCAGCAGCAGCAGUGGAACAAUCAGAACGUGUCGGAUAAUAUCCCUCAUUUUCCGUAUCCUAAUAGUUUAGAACAAUUUACAAAACCACCUCCUAAACCUAAAUCCAAAACGAAGGAGCCGAAGGUGCCUAAACAACCUGCUACUCCUGAGGAAACUGCUCCUAUUCCUGCAUUCCCAUCGUAUCGUCACCCUUACAUGCCCGCUAUGGGACCUAUUUCGAGUGCAUCAACAUCAUCAUCUUCCUCAACAACUGUGGGCUAUCCUUAUAAUUUGGUGAGAAACGGUGCUGAAUACUCCCUCUCUCCAAUGCCCAACCCACGUUGCUCAACUAUAUAUCCUAUUGAAGUGAAUGAAAGUAACCCGCACAAUAAGCAAGCAAUGAACAGUUACAACGGUCCGGAUGGGGCUGUUCAGUACCCAGCGGGGGAGCCACCCAUCCAGCCUCCCAUCCUCGACACCUCCAUGAACCGGCCCAUCCCCGUGAAACCUGGCAAGACGCCAGACAAACACCCCACAUUUAGCAAUCAUCAUCAGUCUCGCACAGCAGACCCGGCUCCUCCGUCACGCCACAUCUCCCAGCCUGCGUUUCCGAGCUUGUACGAGAACAAUCAGCUCAGAUACCCGGCAGGGUCCACCUCCAGCUCCUUUCCUUCGUAUAGCAACUACCCAGACGGUCAGGUGUACCCCGGUCACCCUCAACCACCCACCUCCUCCGCCUCAACUCCUCACUCUGGCAGUGCUCAUCCUUACGGGGAUCCUCCCGCUCACUCCCAACGUCGGCCCUCCCAAGAGACAAGCUCUCAUCCAGCAGCAUCAGCAGCAGCGGCACCUGUUCCCAAACCCUCCAGAGACAUCCCUCUGUCCAGUAUUCUGAACCAGGUCUCCCAACUGGAGAACAGCGACCAACCCCCCGCUCUCGAGCACGUGGAGAGGAAAACUCUCGGCAGUAAACCCCGACCAGAGCUACCCAAUCUACCUGCUAUGCCCAUGUUGAAACCUGCUCCCAGCUUUAUGCCGGCUCCUGGAGACAACGUUCCUUUAGCUAUACCUGACGUGCACCAACCCUCUCCAGCCAAGGAGCCACCUAAUAUAAGUAAACUGUGGUCGGAUGCCACAGAGGACGAUAUUGAAAACCACGCCCUGACAAUCGAGGUAGAGAAGCAGCCGACAGAGGUUGCCAAGGAGGGGAAGGACAGUGAGGAGGACGUCGAGGGGCUGGACUUACUGAAGGACGACUUGUCUGAGCUUACUCCAGCCCCUAUAGUUGAAGAAAGCAAGGAAACUGUUAAGAGUAAAGCUCCUGCUGUAUACGGGAUUGAGGCUCUGUUGGGUGGUUGUAAGCCAGCUCAGAGAGACCCAGAUCCAAUAAUAGAACCAGCUCAGAGAGAGUCAGCUCAGAGAGAGUCAGUUCUGAGAGAACCAGUCCAAAGAGAGUCAGCUCAGAGAGAGUCAGUUCUGAGAGAACCAGCUCAAAGAGAGUCAGUUCAGAGAGAAUCAGUUCUGAGAGAGUCAGCUCAGAGAGAGUCAGUUCUGAGAGAAUCAGUUCUGAGAGAAUCAGUUCUGAGAGAACCAGCUCUACGAGAGCCAGUUCAGAGAGAACCAGCUGUUGAACCGCCCCAAUCUCCUGACAACUACACCAAGUCAAACAACGUUGACAAAAUUGAGUCAGAAUCAGAAGACAUGGACACAGAACCGACUCCUCAGACAUGUGAACCUGCCCCCGGUAACAUGGACGUUGUUGCUCCCGAGGAUGAGCCGCCCCUCACUCCAGCCGAGCUGUCUCGGGACGACCAACUGUUACAGUUUGCCAAGCUGGUCGACAAGCUGCACUCUGAUGACAACAGCAUGGAAGCUGAGCCAGCCCGACCUCCAAGCAUUGACCUCGAUUUGCCGGAGUCUUUCUCCAGCUAUGUUGAUAACCGCCGACCUGAUAGUCGGGUCGCAGAGGAUCAUUCAAACAUGAUUCACGGACUAAGUCCAGACUUAAAACCGAUGACUGAAGAUGCCUGCUUGCCUGAAAAGAUGGAAACGGAGGAAGAAGAGGAAGAAGUAGACGAAGAAGAAGUAGAUGAAGUAGAAGAGGAAGAAGAAGCGGUGGAGGAAGAUAAUGAGCCACUGAGAGAAGGAGAACGUACCCCGGACUUAUCUGUCAAGUCAGUAAUAGAAGAGAAGGCAGCUGAGACGCUAGACGAUACAUCUGAUAUUGAAGCAGGGGAGGCGACGGAUAAGGAGCCGGAUCAGGAGCCGGAGGAGAUGGAAGUUGCUGUUCACCAUCAGCCUCAGAAAUACAGUCCACGCCUUCUCCCAACAGACACCCAGUCUCCACCUACCACUCCUAAGGAGGUAGAAGAAGAAGAAGAAGACACAACUCCAGCUGUUCUGCUUCCUCAGCCCCCUGUCCUCAAGAUCUCUCAACCUAUUCCCACCUCAGCAGGGUCCCCUCUGAAAGAGGAGAACAGUCCUAACCUCAGUCCUGCUAACCACCAAAUCACGGAGGAACCAGCGACCACCAGCACAGAAGCCUCACCAUCCCAACCAGAGGAGAUGGAGACAGACCUCCACCUGGAUCAGACCAGCUCCAAACCCACCUCCAGAUCAGUCACACCCAACUCGGACGGAGGGAUGAAGGGUGGCAGUCCAGCUAGUGGGACUAGCAAGGGCAGUUUGAAGAGGGAACACGAGGAUGAUGAGGAAGACUGCGAGAGUGAACUGGAGAUUACUGAUAACGACGGCAGGAAUGUGUUUAAGAAUGCGGGGAAGCUGAUCGAUGGAGCGGUCACUAACUCAGAUUUUGAGGAUUACUGUUACUCGGACUCAAGCAGCCAGCCGGACUCCACGGAGUUCUCCCAGAGUCUUCACGACCAGACUGUAUCCAACUUAUCAGGCUUGGGUAGGAGGAAGAGGCAGAGACAGGCUGUUAGCGAGAAGGACGCCCAGCUUCCACUUACACAGGGAUGGCAGAGACACAUCAGGAUAAAGCGAGGUAUGGGCGGUAACAGUGGAGGUCUGAGGGGCGAGGUGCUGUACAUCGCUCCCUGCCUCAAGAAACUCCGCACUUACAACGACGUUCAGAAGUACCUACAAGUGAACGCUAUCGCCAACGUGCAGCUGGAACAGUUUAGCUUCAGUAACAGCGUUACAGUGGGAGAGUACUUUCAGCAGGAUAUUAAUACGGGUCAGUACGUAAAGAUUCCGGACGAUGUUAUACAACUUCGACUUCAAGAGCAGGAGACUAAGAAACAAAUCAAGUUGGACCAGAUAAAACAGAAGAAGCUACUGCAACUUCACAGAAUGCAGGAGAUACAACAAAAAGCAGAGGAACAGAUGAUCAAGAGGCAGAUUGAGACACAACAGAAGGCAAUGGAGACUCAUGUGAAAGCGAUGGAGACACAACAAAUAAUGGAGACCCAACACAUUAUGGAAGCACAACUUAAAGCAGUGGAGACACAACAAAAAAUGGAGGCUCAGCUGAAAGCAGUGGAGACACAACAAUUAAUGGAAGCCCAGUUGAAAGCAUUGGAGACGCAACAAUUAAUGGAAGCCCAGUCGAAAGCAGUUGAGACGCAACAAUUAAUGGAGGCUCAGCUGAAAGCAGUGGAGACACACCAAUUAAUGGAAGCCCAGUUGAAAGCAGUGGAGACGCAACAGUUAAUGGAAGCCCAGUUGAAAGCAGUGGAGACGCAACAACGGAGGACAGAGAGCCCUCUUGGUACAAUGCAGACAAUUCCUCUGUCAUUUAACGAGGCUAAACACGAGCCCGUCAUUCAGAAAGGAUCGGAGAGAAAGCCGGCAGAGGAACAACUGAGGAGAGAUCAGGAGGUGACUAAGGAGAGCUCCAUGUCUCGUAUAGCAGUUAUCACCUCCUCUGGGACCAAACAGAACAACCAUCACGGCCCCAUCAGUAGUCCCAAGAUCCCUGUAGUAACAACCAACAACAGCAACCCUGCCAAGACUCCCUCGCCCUCCAUCGACCUCUACAAUUCCGUCAUGCACGAUAAGGAGCGUGAGUUACAGAAGCAGCUGAUACAGUUACAGGCGCAGUAUAAUCAGUCACUGGAGGAGCGGAAAGAGAAGGAGGCUAUGGAGCUACAAAUGCAGUACGCAGAGCGGCUACAGUUGGAAGAGAACAGACUGGUACGCAUGGCGCGCGAGGAGCAGGCGCGGCGAGAACAACGCGACCUCGAGAUGCAGGUCCUCUCUGUUAUCAAGAAGCCGCUGGAAGAUCUCGAGUUGACAGACAGUAAGCCCCUUCCAGAUUUACCCCGGUUCGAGAACUGUGCGGUGAGCGAGGACGCUUUCGCUGACGUUCUCAUGAUCGUGGAGUUCCUGCAUGCUUUUGGGGAGAUACUUGAGAUAGAGAACAUACCUACAGUCAACAAGCUGCAGUGUGCUAUCCUCAACAACCAGGCUCCUGAAGAAAAGGAGUACUUUAUUCAGCUCCUUAUUGAGCUCCUUCAAGUUGCUAUGAAGGAUCCGGGCUUCCCACAGUCCAAAACGCCGAAGACAGCAACAGGGCAGAGUCUGACAGCAGUGCAACUCUCAGAGAACACCCUGACGGAGGUUGUCAGGUUGUACCAGAUAGCUACUACCUGGGAGGACGAGGACAGUCUUAUUACCAUGCAGACAGUUCCUGUUUGGUGCCUGAAACCCUCUCAGAAAGCCUCUCUCAUGGGACACAUCUGUAACGAGCUGCUCAGUAGUUCCCUGGUGGCCACCAAACUAGACGAUAGUCAGACGGAAAUAGAUAAUUUGAGGAAAGAGAAGUGGAAUCUGGAAUGUCAGAUAAGAAAGAUAAGACUGCUAGAAGCCCGACCAGAUAAUGAUCUAGACAACAGGAGCACGUCCACCACCACACCCCAACCUAAAGAGAGCACCCCUCCAACUGAUCCUAAGAAGAAGGAGUCUGACGAGGAGGAGAACGAGGUUGAGGUACCGGUAGAGGAGACAGUUGAUAUGAACACUCCAAUAAACUACCUACCCACCGAGAACAUGUCUACUGAAGAGCUGGAUAAGUACUACCAGAAACUAACAAAGAAGCACACCCUGAUGAGUAGCGAGAUAGUGAAGUGUGGCAGUGCUCUGAGGACCAUGCCGCUGGGACAGGACAGGUACCGGAGGCAGUACUGGCUGUUGGGCCAUGCUGGAGGUGUUUACGUUGAGGGACUCAACAGAAAACGCAGAUUUAUUGAACUAGAAAUGGAUAAGAUAAGCUACAACGCACCCAGUUCUGAAGAGAUAAAACUCCUAAACUACGCGGAGCAGCGCCAGCAGCAAGGUCUGGACCUUCUUGGAGGAAUGAGCCCCUCUUCCUCAUCAGCUAAAAUCCCUGUAGCAGUUGCUGCAAGCUCCAAUAACCACAUCAUCAACACUGUGGCUAAGCGGGGCAGGCCCCCUAAAGCCAGGAGCACUGUUGAUAAUACCAGGAUUGAGCAGCUCAUCCAGCAUCAGCAAGCACAGCAGAAUCUCGAGAAGCUGCUACAAGCUAACGCAGCUGAGGAGCUACAAAAGAUGCUGCUGAAGGGUCAGAUGAAUGGUGGCUCAACGGCCGCUGCCACCGCCCAGCAACCUAAACCCCGACCCUGGUUCAACCUGUUACCCCGGCAACCCUGUGCCACCGCCACGACUAAACUCUCCGACUUGAAGGCUCACCUGGAGGCAGCGGAACGGGAGAGGAUCAUGUCCCAGAUUCAGGUUGCCCUGCAGGGUAACUCCCAGCUGUCUCAACUAUCUCAGAUGUUUGGAGGACAGAUCACCCCUGAACUCCUCAUGAUUUACUCCAACCCUCAGUUACUACAACAGCUCACCGGUGGGAACGCGAACCAGCAGUUAGCGCAGGUAGCACAGCUUCAGCAGCUGAUUGGAUCUCAGCAAGUUUCACAAGAACAACAGAUGGCACUUCAGUUACUGUUACAACAACAGGCUGCUCAGCUUAUGAUCGCUCAACAGCAAGAGCUCGCACUGCGACAGGCAGGUGUGCACCCAGUAGUGGCAGCCUUGUACGCUCAACAGAUACUAAACAACGGAGACAACAAGACUGUGGAAGCGAAGCAGCAGGAACUGCUCCUCCACGCUCUGCUAGCUCAGCAGAACGACCCUAAGCAGCAGCAGGUGCUGUUACAAAGUCUGCUGACACAACAGAACUUGGUGCAGCAACAGGCUAUACUGCAAGCCAUCCUCUCGCAGGCGGAGCCUAAGGAACAGCAGGCUAUCCUGCAGCUGUUAGCAUCUCAGCAGACUGAAGCUGGACAACAGCAGAUAUUGUUGCAGCUCCUGGCGGCUUCUCAGCAGAAUGCCAUCGAGAAGAAGGAUAUUGGAGCUCUUCAGAAACUACAGCUCGUAGCUCAGCUAGCUAGAUUAGAAGAGAUGGCAGGCCAACAACAGCAACAACAACAGCAACAGAACGUCCCCUCUACUUCAGGAGUGAAGCAGGAGGAGGAGACUACAGCAAGACAGAGCCCCGCCAUUAACCCCGUCACUAACUCCCCCGCCUCCACCAACCUAUCCCUACCUAUUGAGAAUCCUUUAGAACGAGCUAGCCCAGCUGUUUCCCACCACUCCCCUGCUCGGGCUAGCCCUGCUCUCAACUCCAGCGCUAGAGCCAGUCCUGUAACAGUAUCCAGUCCAGUAGCCGUAGCCGCCAGUCCCGCCGCCGCCGCUAGUCCCGCCGCCGUCAGAGCUAGUCCAGCUGCCGAAGCAAGUCCUGCGCCCCCCGCCAGAUCAAGCCCCAUCUCAGUUUCUAGUCCUAAAGCUAGUGACACUAAAUGUGAAGACAUGUCCGAAAGUCCCAGGCCCCCACAGUCAGCCAGUCCCGCAGGCAACUCCUUUGGAGUCGAAUCCAAAGAAGAAAACGCCCCGACCCCCCAGUCAACCGAGGAAGAAUCAAUGGAAACAUCGGACGAUGUUCUACGAUUGAACGACAUACCAGAGUCGUGUCAGAAGGGUUGGUGGAGGGUGACAUCCCAGGCGACCAUCAGACAGAUCCUGCUGAACCUCAAUUCUCGGGGUAUCAGGGAGAGGAACCUACAGAAGCAGUUUCACAAAAACCUAAACGAUUCUAAAGAAUUGCUCAAGACGAUGCCUAAUGAUCAAGAACCCAAAGUACCAGGCUGUCCGUACACGGACAAGAUAGACCGGACUAAAGAGGGAGAAGAAGAAGCAAGUCACGUGCUACCCUUCCAGGAGGGAGACGAUGCUCCAGACCCUAAGGGCCAACUUGAGGUAGCACGUCAAGUGUUCCGGAACCUAGAGGCGUUCAAAGAGAAAGUGCUGCGAGGGAGUCUGCAAACAAAGGACUGUAAGCUCCACUUCAACUCUCUGAGUCCAGAUGCGGACAAGGACGUCGCUGCUAGUUUCGAUACAAACAGGGCUGUUCUGUUAGCCUGUAAAACCUUACUGUUAGAGUUAGAGGCCUCUAUAGAGGCCCGGUACAUGAAACCACCUCUGAAGUCCCAUCACCCUGGUCUAGCUCCCAACACCGACGAAGAGGAACCACAGGAGGCGAGAGAGCACCCGACCCGUAUCCCCCCUGGUCUGAGAGCUUGGAGAGCGGCGGUGGAGGUAGCCGAGAACCCAUCCCAACUUAGCAUCUGCGUGGAACAGUUACAAGCUUGUAUAGCCUGGGAUAAGAGCAUCAUGAAAGUGUACUGCCAGGUGUGUUGUAAAGGAGGAGCUGACCACCUGUUACUGCUGUGUGACAGUUGUGACAGAGGGUUCCACACCUACUGCUGCACCCCGCCCCUCGAGAAGAUACCCGAGGAUGACUGGUUCUGUUUGAGGUGUGUUGCCAACAAUACCCCAGAGGACAUGUGCACCGUCUGCUCAACCAAGGGUGGUAAGCAGCUAGGUUGCUCCAAGUGUCUGAGGAAUUACCACCUAACCUGCCUCAACCCUCCUCUCUACAAACCACCCAGAGGAGACUGGCAAUGCUCCACCUGCGCUAAAUCCUCUAAUUCUAAACGGGGAUCUGACUCACAGAGUAAUUCACUGACGAACUCAAAAAACGGUAAAGGAAGAGGCAGGGCUAAGAAGACUGAGGAUUCGAGGCAGCGCCGACCUAGUUGUUUCAACCACGAUCUUUGUAUUGCUUUAUUAGAUGAGUUAAAGACUCACCACUGCGCCUGGCCCUUCCUUUCUCCGGUGGACAAACAACAAUUUCCCGAGUACUACAAGUACAUCAAACACCCCAUGGAUUUCGAGACGUGCAGUAAAAAGUUGGAAUCCAGCAAAUACGUUACAAACGAGGAUUUGUACAAAGACAUCAGACUUAUCUUCAACAACUGUCACAAAUUCAACGAGGACGAAAGUGAGGUUGGCCAGGCAGGGUUGACCAUGUCAUGUUACUUCGACAAGCGGUACUCCGAACUCUUUCCUCGAACUAAGUGAUGUCAGUAGGAGUCUAGAGUUAUAUAAUGACUGUUUCCUAAAACAAGUUCAAAAUAGAUCAAAUCAUUCUCAUGGUGCGGUAGAUCGUUUCUUGCUCCGUGCGCGGCGGGGGACCGCGGUGGGACAGACGAACAGUUUUUAUUUGAGUUUUAGAUGUUAGCGGAGCGUGAUUUAUACAUUUACUUAUUUAAUAUUUUUAUUAAUAAAUUAUUAUUCACAAAUGCGAUAUUUGUAUUUUCGUUUAGCAUUAUAACACGUGUUUUAUCGUAGAGUAAAGCCGUUUUCUUUUCCAUUUCGUUAUAAGUAUAACUACAAAUUUAAUCAGGCUUGAUAUUUUACAUCUAUUGAACGUGACAAAUCUUACAUUUCUGGCAUUAUGGAAGUCAUGUUUGAUUCAUUACGGUUAUUCUAACCAAUGAACAGAAA